This is a messenger RNA of Brachypodium distachyon (stiff brome), 1586 nucleotides long. RefSeq lists its product as uncharacterized. Gene Ontology annotation, biological process: protein transport. The coding region runs from base 296 to 1384 and encodes 362 amino acids. NCBI's taxonomy places the organism in Eukaryota, Viridiplantae, Streptophyta, Magnoliopsida, Poales, Poaceae. The transcript is spliced from 2 exons. The record is from RefSeq and is a predicted model, not a curated record.
CUACACAGUCGAUCGAUCGCUCGGGCGUUUAAACGCAACGUCGGCCUCGCCGCGACAACGCCUUCGCCACAAAGCAAACCAUCUCCACAACCACAAGCAACCGGCGCGUCGAUCGUACCCUGAAUCCCCUGAUUUUAUCUCCUUCCUCGGAUCCUUCCCGUUUCCUAAUUCAUCUUCCAUCUUCUGCGGCGACCCGCACGGGGAGUGUAUAUAAGACCAAGGAAAACCGCCUUGUCCCGGCACGCACUUGGCAGGCAUCCAGCGACCAGAGGCGACUAGCUAGCCAGCGGUUGCAAUGGGAAGGAGGCUGGACGUGCUGCUGGGGCGGACGACGAAGCAGACGGCGCGGCUCAAGUCGCUCCUAGGUCUGGCCGUCACGCGGCUCGCCGUGCUCCGGGCUCACCGGCAGGUGCGGUGCGCGCAGGCGCGGGGCGACGUGGAGCAGCUGCUCAGGCUGGGCCACGCCGACCGGGCCCUGCUCCGCGCCGAGCAGGUCAUCCGGGAGCAGGACAUGCUCGACGUCUUCCUACUACUCGAGUCCUACUGCAACCUCGUCUCCGACCGGGCCGCGCUCGUCGACGCCGCGCAGCGGGACAGGGAGUGCCCCGAGGAGCUGCGGGAGGCCGCCGCGGGGCUCGUGUACGCGGCGGCGCGCUGCGGGGACCUUCCCGAGCUCCAGGAGGUCCGGGCGCUACUCGCCGCCAAGCUCGGCAGGGACUUCGCCUCCGCCGCCGCCGAGCUCCGCAGCGGCUGCGGGAUCAAUACCAAGAUCGUGCAGAAACUGUCGACCAAGCAGCGCAGCCUGGAGAGCCGGACGAAGGUGCUGCUGGAGAUCGCCGCGGAGAAAGAGAUCCCGGUGCGCCUUCCCGAAACUACCUCCUACGACCACGAGGACUCGGGUUCUUCCCACCGAAGGAAGAAGAAGCAGCAGGACACCGAGAGGCACAGGACGCCGCCUCCAGCCGCCGACGUGGAGGGCGAUGACAUCGUCUCUCCCGACUCGGCGCUGAGAUACAAAGACGUGGAAGCGGCGGCGCAGGCGGCGUUCGAGUCGGCGGCCACGGCAGCGGCUGCCGCCAAGGCUGCCAUAGAGCUCUCGCGUGCCGAUCAGCCCGGGGACCCCGACGACAGGUACAGGAGGAAGCCAGUAGGGGCGCAUAUGGAGUCCGGGAAAGAGACGCUCCACGGCGGUGAGGAUCUGGCUGAUGCGAAGAAAUUCGGGAGGACCUUCGGGCAUGUCCGGAACUAUAGUUCCGAGGUUGAGGAUCUGCCGGAGACUGAAGAGCAUGAUGAUGACAUUGUAGAGAGCAAGUUCAAACACGGAGAACAGCGAGAUCAGGUCAGGAGCAGGCCCGCUUCAGUCAGGACAAAGAGGGGAUUUUAGCAGUUUUAGCUGCAUCCAUGUGGACAUAGCAGCGAUGGUUUCUUGAUCUCUUAAUAUUGUUAUUAGCUGCUAUGAUUAGCUGGCUUUCACAGUUUUAUAUCACAGAUUCUUCAUUUCUGUAGUUAGCCUAGGCCUUCAGGCCAUGCCAUAUAUUGAUAUAUGUAACGCAGAGAAUUUUUGUGUGAAAAAGUAACAUUCGUUU